This is a messenger RNA of Varanus komodoensis (Komodo dragon), 3577 nucleotides long. It is a transcript of the gene STK17B, whose product is annotated as serine/threonine kinase 17b. The record is from RefSeq and is a predicted model, not a curated record. Lineage: Eukaryota; Metazoa; Chordata; Lepidosauria; Squamata; Varanidae. Bases 304 to 1410 code for a protein of 368 amino acids. Gene Ontology annotation, cellular component: nucleus. The transcript has 8 exons. Gene Ontology annotation, molecular function: ATP binding; protein serine/threonine kinase activity. Gene Ontology annotation, biological process: intracellular signal transduction; positive regulation of apoptotic process; protein phosphorylation.
CAACUGUGGGGUGUGCGAGCGGGUGCGCGCGCGCGCGGGGCGGACUUGGGCGCGAGCGCGCCGGGGCUGCGACGCGGAGAGGAGAGGAAAUAAGGACGGAGCCGACUGCCCGCGUGGACGUGCGAGGGGGCUGAGCGCUGCCGCGGCGCCCCUUGGAAGGAAUCGGGGCCAGGCCAGCGGGCGUGGAGGGGCCGUCGGUGCCGGUGUCACACCGCCUGAAUUCGCGGACGAGGAGGGACUGCGAAUGCCGGCGCAGGUAAAAGAAAAUCAACAACCAACAUUGGAGCAAUCUAUGCAUUAACUAUGUCCAGGAGGAAGUCAGAGACCAAAAGCCAUCCUGGCUUGUUUCUUACGUCUUUUCAGACGCAAAUAAGAACAGACAACUUCCACAGUUUCUAUGAUGUUGAGCCCAAAGAGUUGGGAAGAGGAAAAUUUGCUGUGGUUAGAAAGUGUAUUGCAAAACUAACAGGUCAGGAAUAUGCAGCUAAGUUUCUAAAGAAGAGGAGGAGAGGACAGGACUGCAAAGCAGAGAUCCUACAUGAAAUUGCCAUUCUAGAAUUAACCAAGCUGAGUCCUCGUGUAGUAAACCUCCAUGAAGUUUAUGAAACAACAAAUGAAAUCAUCUUAGUAUUGGAAUAUGCUGCUGGAGGAGAAAUCUUCAAUUUAUGUCUGCCUGACAUAGAGGAAACUGUAGAUGAGACUGAUAUUAUUAGGCUUAUACGGCAAAUACUUGAAGGCAUUUGUCAUCUGCAUGAAAACAACAUUGUGCAUCUUGAUUUAAAGCCCCAGAAUAUUUUAUUAAGUAGUAUAUGUCCCCUUGGUGAUAUAAAAAUUGUUGAUUUUGGUAUGUCUCGGAAGAUUGGCAGCUAUGGUGAACUACGGGAAAUCGUUGGAACCCCUGAAUAUCAAGCACCAGAAAUUUUAAAUUAUGAUCCCAUUACUACCGCAACAGAUAUAUGGAGCAUAGGAGUAAUCUCAUACAUGCUGCUUACACAUGAAUCUCCAUUUGUGGGAGCAGAUAAACAAGAAACGUACCUCAAUAUUUCCAAAGUAAAUGUGGAUUAUUCAGAAGAAACUUUUGCUUCAGUUUCACCAUUGGCCAGAGACUUCAUUCAAAAGCUGCUUAUUAAAAAUCCAGAAGAGCGACCAACAGCAGAGGCCUGUCUAACUCACUCUUGGCUUCGACAAGAAGAAUUCCUCUUGUUGUAUAGCCCUGAAGAAAGUCCUAGUUCUCCAAACCAUGAUCAAAUGCAUAAAUGCCCAGAAGAGAGAAAUAAUAAUAGGCCCAUGUGCAACGAGCGAGAGGAUAAAGAGAAUAUUCCAGAAGACAGCAGUACACUCUCCAAACGAUUCCGGUUUGAUGAUUCUUUGCAAUACCCCCAGGAAUUUACAACGGACAUCAUAUUUUAAUAAAUGCACUCCUGCAAAUUUUGAACUGAAUUUAGGAUGCUAAUCUACUCCUGUGGUACAUGCCUUAAAGACUAUGGCUUUGUCCACUACUGCAUUGUGGUUGUCCUGGAAAUGCACUUUCAGUUGAUCUUGUGUUGGCCCUUCUUUGUGCUGCCAUUGCUGGCAAUGGGUUUGACUCUUGGGAAGUUGAAGUCUUGGCACCUGAAGUGGCUUGUCUUUGGAGGCAAACCGAUAACUGAAUAUAUUUGCACUUUUUACAUUGAAGUCCAUAGCAUAGUUUUUGGUGUGCUUAUAAAGGACCAGUGGCUAAUAGUGGAGAAAAGAGCAAGAAAGGGGGGUGAGUGGGAGAGAAUUAGGGAAAGUGGGAAGAAGUAACUUUUGAAUGUUAACAAAUAAAGCCUCGACAAACAUAUCAUAACCAUGUUCUAAGCCAAAGAGUGAGCUAAUGAUACAUAGGCAUUUGUAUUGUAACUACAGCUACAUGAACUUGGCAGAGCAGAGAAAUGAGCCCUUUUGUUCAAAACGUCUAGUGGUACAGUCUCAUGCUGUCUUCUUUUCUUGAAAGUUUCAGAUCAGUGACUUAUUAGUAUAUAGCUGUACUACAAUGGAGCCUUUUGAGUUGGUGUUUCCACUUCGAAUAUUCACUGAGGCUCAAGUGCUUGGAUUGGCUUCCUGACUGGCAGCCCAGUCUUUUGCAUGUUUACUCAGAAGUUAGCCUCACUAAGACUUAUUCUAACCUAAGUGUGAAUAGGAUUGCAGUCUUAGAUCAUUUUCAUGCAUGGCACAUAAAUCCGUGUUUGCAUUUCCCAGGUUUGUAAUGCAAAUGUAAUAUCUGGAUUGACUAGAAUGCACAUUUAAUUUUAAAACCUUUCACUUCCUCUGUGCACAAAUACUACGAAAGAGUCUUAGAGCUGAUUCUAGAGUCGUGAGUGAAAAUGCCUUUAGCUAUUUUCUUUCUUACAGAGUGUUGUGGCAUCGGUCUUAUACCAUGCAGAGAGGAAAAUCUGUGCAGUGCUAUGCAUUUCUGAAGGGCAGCUUAAAUCUUGUAGAGUUUAAGUUAGAAGGCUCCUAUUUAUAUCAACAAAUUUAGUUUGAAUGAGAUUUUCCAAGAAAGUGUAGUGUCAGCUGUGUUAAUAAUAUAUUCUGCAACUGAAGUUGACUUCUUCAAAUUAUUUCCCUAAAUCACAAUUAUUUCCAUUUCCCAUGUGACAGUUGAACUUGUUGAUCUUACCAACCAAUAUAUGAUAUUACUAAUAGGCAUACAACAGUCCAAUGCUAUCCCUCUUACUCAGAAGUAAUCCCCACUAAGAUAAGGUGACUUACUGCUAAGUAAAUGUGCAUAGGAUUGCAGCCCAAAGCCUUGUAUAAUACGUGCAGCUAAUAUUCAUGAGUACAAGUGAAAUGAAGAAAAAUACAGAUGAGAAACAGUGCUUUGCAGCAUUAAAACUGCUAAUUAUUUUACAAACUUAGUAAAAUGCCCAGUUUUGAGAUGUGCAUACCAGUGCCCUUUCUUUUACCAGCCAAAUCUUACAAGCAAUGAUGUGAGUCUACAAGCAUGCGGAAGUGGUAAGGAUCAAGGUAGUGCAGAAUCAAACCCACAUUCAGAAAUUCAUUACUGAAUUGCAGUACUGAAAGCCAUAUUUUCUUUAAACUGUCAAGUUUUAUGGGAGGUGAGGAGUCAACCAUUACUGUAUUCUAAUUUGAUUGCUAAAAGUUUUAAUUUUAGACAGUUUAAGAAAAAAAACAGGAUAAUAUUGCAUAAAUACUUUUAUAAUAGAAUAAAGGUUAAAAGUGAAAUAGCACGCCACAAUGUAUAUGCCAGCACUUUAUGAAACAGAAUAUGCUAGAAUAACUAUGUUUCCAUUGUGGUAAUUCUAAAAAGUUUACAUUUUUUACAGCUUUCUUCUAGUUUUACAACUUAUUCGAAUUUUUAAGAAGUUUUCAUCAAUAGUGUUUCUGAUUUUAUGAACACUUGUAUAUAAAUUCAGAGUAUCACUUGAAUCUGACAAUUCUUAAUUUUGUUUGGAUAGCUCUGAUUUUGUAAGUUUUCUUGUUUAUACAUAUGUUUGUAUAUAAUUUUAUUGGAAUUAUAAUUAUUCUCUGAAUUAGUUGUUUUAUGUGCAAUAUUAAUGAGCCUUUAGAUGGCCAUAAACGGUUACUGACAGUA